Dromiciops gliroides (monito del monte) is the source of this 9867-nucleotide messenger RNA. RefSeq names its product attractin (gene ATRN). The record is from RefSeq and is a predicted model, not a curated record. Lineage: Eukaryota; Metazoa; Chordata; Mammalia; Microbiotheria; Microbiotheriidae. Gene Ontology annotation, cellular component: Golgi apparatus. Gene Ontology annotation, molecular function: protein binding.
CCCUCCCUUCCCCCUCCCCCUCGGCUCUGACCGAGCGGGCCACCGUCCGUCUCGUCCCGUCCUGGAGAAGGCGAAGCAGGUCCGGGCGAGUGUGUGUGUCUGUGUGUGUGACGAGAGGGGGAAGCCGUUUCUGCCCCCCUAAGAUGGUGUCGGCGGCCGCCGAGGGAAGGCAGAAGAAGAGGCCAACGGCGGCGGCGGGGGCGGCGGCGAGCACCGAGGGGACGCGGAGGCCCCUGCCGCAGUGCCGGGGUCCGGGCCGGGGCCGGGCGGCGGCGGCGCUGCUGACAGAGAGGGCGAGGGCGAGGGAGAGGAGCGGGCGGCCCGCGCCGGGGCCGGGGUCUCGGCCGCUCCUGCGGCCCCCGCCGGCGCCGCCGCUGCUGCUGCUGCCGCUGCUGCUGCUACUGCUGCCGCUGCCCCUGCGCCUGCCUCGGGUGGCCGAGGCGGCGGCUCCGGCGGCCGCAGCGUCGGGCUCGGCCGCGGCCGAGGCCAAGGAGUGCGACCGGCCCUGCGUGAACGGCGGCCGCUGCAACCCGGGCACGGGCCAGUGCGUCUGCCCGGCCGGCUGGGUGGGCGACCAGUGCCAGCACUGCGGGGGCCGCUUCAGACUGACUGGAUCAUCAGGUUUUGUAACCGAUGGACCUGGAAAUUACAAAUACAAAACAAAAUGCACUUGGCUCAUUGAAGGACAGCCAAAUCGAGUACUGCGCCUUCGCUUCCAUCAUUUUGCUACAGAAUGUAGUUGGGACCAUUUAUAUGUUUAUGACGGGGACUCCAUUUAUGCCCCACUAGUGGCUGCCUUUAGUGGACUGAUUGUUCCUGAGAGAGAGGGCAAUGAGACUGUCCCUGAAGUGGUGGCCACCUCUGGGUAUGUUCUGCUGCACUUUUUUAGUGAUGCUGCCUAUAACUUGACUGGAUUUAACAUCACAUAUAGUUUCGACAUGUGUCCCAAUAACUGUUCUGGGCGAGGAGAAUGUAAGCUCAGUAAUGGCAGCAGCACUGUCAAGUGUGAGUGUUCAAAAUACUGGAAAGGAGAAUCGUGUGAUAUUCCUUACUGUACAAAUGACUGCGGCUAUCCAACUCGAGGCUUCUGCAAUGCAAGCGACGUUAGGGAAUGCUCGUGCUUCCCAGACUGGCAGGGACCUGGCUGUGCAAUUCCUGUGCCAGCUAAUCAGUCAUUUUGGACUCGGGAGGAAUACUCUCAGCCAAAGCUCCCAAGAGCAUCCCACAAAGCUGUUGUCAAUGGUAACAUAAUGUGGGUUGUUGGAGGUUAUAUGUUCAACCAUUCAGAUUACAACAUGGUUCUGGCGUAUGACCUUGAUGCUGGGGAGUGGCUUCCACUGAACCAAACUGUAAAUGAUGUGGUUGUCAGAUAUGGUCAUUCUUUGGCAUUGUACAAGGACAAAAUCUACAUGUAUGGAGGAAAAAUUGAUUCAACAGGCAAUGUGACAAAUGAGUUGAGGGUGUUUCACAUUAAAAAUGAAUCAUGGGUUUUAUUGGCCCCCAAAGCAAAGGAGCAGUAUGCAGUUGUUGGGCACUCAGCACACAUUGUCACAAUGAAAAAUGGCCGAGUUGUCAUGCUGGUCAUCUUUGGUCACUGUCCUCUCUAUGGUUACAUAAGCAAUGUGCAGGAAUAUGACAUUGAUAAGAAUACAUGGAGUAUUUUACAAACUCAGGGUGCUCUUGUACAAGGAGGUUAUGGCCACAGUAGUGUUUAUGAUGCCAAGACAAAUUCCCUCUACAUACAUGGCGGUUAUAAGGCUUUCAGUGCCAACAAAUAUAGACUCGCUGAUGAUUUAUAUAAAUAUGAUGUGGAUACUCAGAUGUGGACCAUUCUUAAGGAUAGCCGUUUUUUCCGAUAUUUGCAUACGGCUGUGAUAAUCAGUGGAACCAUGCUGGUAUUUGGAGGAAACACACACAAUGAUACCUCUAUGAGCCAUGGUGCCAAGUGCUUUUCAUCAGAUUUCAUGGCCUAUGAUAUUGCUUGUGAUCGUUGGUCAGUACUUCGAAGACCUGAUCUUCAUCAUGAUGUUAACAGAUUUGGCCACUCAGCAGUCUUGUAUAACAGCACUAUGUAUGUAUUUGGAGGUUUCAACAGCCUUCUGCUCAGCGAUAUCCUGAUGUUUACAGCAGAAAGGUGUGAAGCACAUCAAAGUGAGGACACCUGUGUAGGAGCAGGACCUGGAGUGCGGUGUGUGUGGAAUAUGACUCAGUGUAUCCCUUGGGAAUUGGCAACUGAAGUGCAAGAAGAGAAGACCAGAGCAGAAUGCUUUUCAAAAAGAACUGCCGAUCCUGACAAAUGUGAUCAGCACAUAGACUGUUACAGCUGCACAGCCAACACGAAUGACUGCCAGUGGUGUAGUGAUCAUUGUAUCUCCAUGAAUAGCAACUGUACUGAAGGCCAGGUUUCUAUUUCCAAAUAUGAGAAUUGUCCAAAGGAUAAUCCAACGUAUUACUGUAACAAGAAGACAAGUUGUAAGAGCUGUGCCAUGGACCAGAACUGCCAGUGGGAACCCAGGAAUCAAGAGUGUGUUGCCUUGCCUGAAAAUAUCUGUGGCGCUGGCUGGCAUUUGGUUGGAAAUUCAUGUUUAAAAAUUACGACCACAAAAGACAAUUACGACAAUGCUAAAUUGUCCUGCAGGAGCAUGAACGCCUUCCUGGCUUCUCUAACCACCCAGAAGAAGGUGGAGUUCGUUCUUAAACAGUUGCGCUUAAUGCAAUCAGCACAAUCACUGUCCAAAACAACCUUGACUCCAUGGGUAGGACUCCGGAAGAUCAAUGUGUCUUACUGGUGCUGGGAAGACAUGUCCCCAUUUACAAAUAGCCUACUUCAGUGGCUACCAUCAGAACCAAGUGAUGCUGGAUUCUGUGGAAUCUUGUCAGAGCCCAAUGUCAGAGGCUUGAAGGCUGCAACCUGUAUUAAUCCACUUAAUGGAAGUAUCUGUGAAAGGCCUGCCAACCACAGUGCCAAACAGUGUCGUACCCCCUGUGCCUUGAGGACGAUGUGUGGAGAGUGUACCAGUGGCAGCUCAGAGUGCAUGUGGUGUAGUAACAUGAAGCAAUGUGUGGAUUCAAAUGCUUAUGUGGCCUCUUUUCCAUUUGGCCAGUGUAUGGAGUGGUACACCAUGAGCAGCUGUCCCCCAGAAAAUUGUUCUGGCUAUUGUACUUGUGGUCACUGUUUGGAGCAGCCUGGCUGUGGCUGGUGUACUGAUCCGAGCAAUACUGGCAAGGGCAAGUGCAUUGAGGGCUCCUUCAAAGGGCCAGUGAAGAUGCCAUUCCAGCCACCCACAGGGAAUCACUACCCACAGCCGCUUCUUAAUUCUAGCAUGUGUCUAGAAGAGAACAGAUACAACUGGUCUUUCAUCCAAUGUCCAGCAUGCCAAUGUAAUGGACACAGUAAAUGUAUCAAUGAAAGCAUCUGUGAGAAAUGUGAGAAUCUGACAACCGGCAAACAUUGUGAGACGUGUAUAUCAGGCUUCUAUGGGGAUCCUACUAAUGGAGGAACGUGUCAGCCUUGCAAGUGUAAUGGUCAUGCUUCCCUCUGUAAUACAAACACAGGCAAGUGUUUCUGCACCACCAAAGGAAUCAAAGGAGACGAAUGCCAAUUAUGUGAAGUAGAAAAUCGUUACCAAGGCAACCCUCUCAAAGGGACGUGUUACUAUACACUUCUUAUUGACUAUCAGUUCACCUUUAGUCUAUCCCAAGAGGAUGACCGUUAUUACACAGCUAUCAAUUUCGUGGCUACACCGGAAGAACAAAACAGGGACUUGGAUAUGUUUAUCAAUGCCUCAAAAAACUUCAACCUCAACAUUACUUGGGCAACAAGCUUUGCAGCUGGAACACAAGCUGGAGAAGAGAUGCCUGUUGUUUCAAAAACCAACAUUAAAGAAUACAAAGAUAGCUUUUCCAAUGAGAAAUUUGAUUUCCGAAGCCACCCAAAUAUCACUUUCUUUGUUUAUGUCAGCAAUUUUACCUGGCCCAUCAAAAUUCAGAUUGCAUUCUCUCAGCACAGCAACUUCAUGGACUUGGUACAGUUCUUGGUGACCUUCUUCAGUUGUUUCCUCUCUUUGCUGCUUGUGGCUGCUGUGGUUUGGAAGAUCAAGCAAAGCUGUUGGGCUUCCAGGCGGAGAGAGCAACUUCUUCGUGAGAUGCAACAGAUGGCCAGUCGUCCCUUUGCCUCCAUCAAUGUUGCCUUGGAAACAGAUGAAGAACCACCUGAUCUUAUUGGAGGAAGCAUAAAGGCUGUUCCCAAGCCCAUCGCAUUGGAGCCCUGUUUUGGUAACAGAGCUGCGGUCCUUUCAGUGUUUGUGAGGCUGCCUCGAGGCCUGGGUGGAAUUCCACCGCCAGGACAGUCAGGACUUGCUGUGGCCAGCGCACUGGUGGACAUUUCUCAGCAGAUGCCAAUCGCUUACAAAGAGAAAUCAGGAGCCAUGCGAAAUCGGAAACAGCAGCCACCUGCACAGCCUGGAACCUGCAUCUGAUGCUGGAGCAGGAGGACUGUCCCUGUGAGGGUUUUAACACGCAAGAACAGUUGGAAAGGGAGAGAGGGCGGGGGGAGGGAGGGCCACAGAUUUUACAGUCACGGUGCAAACGCCUGGAGAUACUCGGAGAAGGCAGCGUCCUUGAGCCCAACCUUGUCUGCAUGGUCGUUUGCUUUGUCUGGAAGUUGCUCCAGUUUGUGUUCAGAGUUCACCCUUUUUUUUCUCGUCAGAUUCAUUUAAUUUAAUUCCAGGUCCAAUAAUGAUCUCGUCAUCAUUAUGGGAAGUCAGUGUAAAUAAAGCCAGGAGAACAGUUAGGAAUGAAUGACACUCAGGUUUACACAUGGAGAACUGUUCCUGGGGACUUGUAUUUCUCAACUGUGCAAAAAAAAAAAAAAAAGAUGCAGUGUUUACAGGUAAAUGUUAGUCAUCGAUAACUCACCAAUGCAGGCUUUUAGAGAACCUUCAGGUGAAGUGACUUAGUUUUCAUCUGAAGUGCAUUCUCUCUCUUAAAAAAAUGCUGUUUAUUCUUGAACCAUCUAGGCAGAGAUCUCUCUCUUCCAUGGAGUGGUAUUUUUCUAGUUGAGAAUUAUUUACAGUCCAUCUCUUUGGAAUCAUGUCAAAGUAGAAUAGAAUGAGACUAUUUUAAUAUAAAGAUCAGAAAUGUCACUUGGAGAGAAUGCAGAUUAUUGUGGUUUUCUAAGGAAUCUUGGCUAAUAUAGUCUUAACCCAUUUAGAACACACACGUGCACACACACACGAAGUGCCUAGACUUUAAAUAGAUCUAGCAAUUGGGAAAUUAGUAUACAUAGGUUUUUACAUAAUUGCAUUCCUAUAUUCCUGUAAAAUUUAAAUGGUUACCCUAGGCAAUCUGUGCUCUUUUCUAAACCUAAUUUGCAGCCAGAAAAGAUGACAGAAUUUUCCCACCCAAGCACAUGCUUAACCUGGUAGCAGUACCUGGAAGGGAAAGUGGAAUUGAACUAAAAUAUCCUGUGUAAAAGCUGCUGUUCUCACCUCUUGUCCCAAGUCAAAGGUGUGAGUGUGGAGUAUCCCUUGUGUGUGCCCAUAACCUUCUAGGUCUCUACUUGAGUGUUUCUCUCGGCCCUUCCUGUGUUUACUCUCAAGGCACGAAAGUGGAGGUUCCUCAUCCUCCAUACCCACCCUGGGAACAAAAAGGAUUGGGGGCACCGCACUGGGUGUUCUUUGGCUCCUGGGAGCCAGACACAGCUCAGUUUCCUGUGUCCAUUUCCAUUUUAGCCUCAUCUGCCUUGAGUGUCUGUUUCCUUCAGGGUCCAGGUUAGUGGACUCAGGCAUCUGUCUGGAGAUCCCUGCUGGGAUUAUCUUCAGUUCACUUGAGAUAUGUGUGAGGCCCUUUGUUUGGCCCUGUAAAUAUGAAGUAAGGCAGAGGCCCUACAAGGAAGGACCUUGCAAUCUAAUAGGGAGGAUGAGACCAAGACCCAAAUUCAGAUGCUACUGUGGGAAGCUGUGAGGAGGCGGAGGUUGCUUCCAGCUGGGCCUUCCACCCAGGGCCAAAGUCCAGAGCCUGCCAUGACAUGCAGCAUUUGCCUUCUUUCUCAUCACAAGGAACCUCCCAACCUCAGUCUCCCCAGUUGUGGGAGGCUCUUCUCUACCAUCUAGAGCCCUUGAUGAGGACUCACAGAGAAUCAGCACAUCCAGAAGUCUGAAAAGGAGAAACUCAGGUUUGCCAAACAGAGUGAGCAAUAAAGAAUAAUUUUAAGAGGGGCAGGAGGAAAGGACUCUUAGAAACUGGAAGUAUUGCAUCUUUUCCCCCCCAUUUUCUUAUGCUCUGUCUCAAUAUCCAUAGUAGCCAGUGGGGAAAUCACUCCUAUACUGCCUCAGCAAGGCCUAGGCUCUGACAAUGAGCUAGAAGAACUUCUCUCCCAGCUUUAUCUCAGAAUAACUGUGGUGGUGAGGGAGGGGCACCUUUGGGCAUUCAGGUAGCCUAAGACCUGUGAGAACAAAUGCCUUAGGAAUUGUCUCUUUGAGAUGCAACCCUGAAGAAAUUCAGUCCUUCAGAAAGAGCUUUUUCUCUUCUCCCACCCUUAUAACCCUAUUCUUUGUCCCAGGGGUAAGAUCUCCUGGAAUGCUUUUUUCCUAGAAGUUUUUUGGGGAAAAAAAACCCAAUAACACUAACAUACAAAUGAAUUACCUCCAAUAGACUCAGUUUCCCUAGAAUAGACACUUUCCCCUUCACACAGUACUGGCCCAGAGCAAGGGUAUAUAACCUCUGAUGGUCCCUUUCAACUCUGACUCUGUUUCUAGGUGAACGCAGAGAAGGAGACCCCACAGCCCCCUCUGCCUAAGAUUGUCCAUCCAGCUUCUCCAGGAGGUGCCAUUUAUGUAGAGACCUUGAGCGUGAUGCAGUUCUAUUUUAGGAGUGGGAAAGGAGGUGGGGAAAAAGACUGUGGGAGCUGCUUCUUGCAAGGAAGUAGCCUCAGCAUUGCCUCAAGGACUGAUUUUCCCUUUGCUAAGAUAUUCUUUCUUCACCUCUCCCCCAACACUGCCCCUUCCCCGCUAAUGUCAUUGUUGGAGAAGUCCUGCACAAUAAAUAAGUGACUGUGAGCCACAGACAUGGACUCCCAGGCUAGCUCUUCAGUCAUUAAAAGGAGGCAGAAAGUAGAAGGCAAGGCAACAGCCCAAGAAGUAAGAAUCACUUCAGGGGAACAGGUGGGAUGUCUGUGCUUUUGUCACAUCUCUGCCUCAGCCCUGCUACCUUCCGCAAACGGCUUCAGACAGACUUAGAGUUCAGCUGGAAUGGGGAGAAGCAAAGUCUCUGAUCGCUGGUGUGUCUCACUUCUAAACCAGCUUCCAGGCCCUGGAAAUAGGCCCAUUAUGUCACUAAAGAGCCUGUGAAUAAAUGAAAACCAUUUUAAUAAUUCAGCUAAAUAAUACAGUGGCAUCAUGUACAAAAUGCCCAAUCUUUGAAAAUGCACAUAAAACUGAGAAACUGCUCGUGUAUUUUUUAUGCAUUUUAAAUGAUGCCUGAGUUUUGUCUUAAUAACAUGCCCCCGUGCCAAGUACUGGAUAUCUUUCAGAGCUCAGAGGGAUCAUCCAAUUAGAUCCUGAUGCUCUGCCAAUUGAGCAGGAAAAAUAUCCCCAACAUGUUGAUGCAUUUAAAUGCAACUCAUUUCAAUGAAAUAAACAAAAUAUCUCAAAAUAAAGCUUUUCUCCUACUUAAAAAAAAAAAAAGUCAGGAAGAAUCAGGCAAUAAGUCAGCUUUAUGCAGCUGUUCCUCAGGAGAAUGUUAAAAUGAAGCCGUUUAGCCUCUUGUCAUUAGAAUUUGCCCACAUCUCCAUUUGCAGGGAGCCUUGGCUUCAGGGCAGAGGUUGGACGCCCUGAGUUUCAGCCCUAGAAAUAUUUCCCUUGGUUUUGACCGCCGAAAUAUUGUGAGACAUGGAAGCAAAAAUUCCAGAGCCAUGUCUUAGUUGAAAUUGUGGUUGUGGCUUCGUUUAGGUUUCUGAUGGAAAUUUUCCAGCCUUUUAGUUUAUAACAUGAAUGAUGCCUUUGGGCACUGAAUAAUAAGGGUUAUUUUUAUUUGAUUUUUUUGUUUGCAAAUAGCUCCUAUUUUUCCAGAAAAAAUUUCAUAAAUGUUUGUAGUCAUUAUGUGCAGCAGCCAGUAACACCCCUGUUUGUUUCCUCUGUUACUCCUUCCCAUGUCUUUAUUUGUCCAGGAACCUGCAGUCUGUUCUCUGGCUACAGAGAGACUGAGGUCCCUUCCAACUCUUCCCCAAGGCCCAUCUGCCCGAGAUGAGGGUAACCUGAUUGCUGUGAGAUGCGCUGGAAGAGAAUCCUGGGCCCACAGAUUUUCCCAGGUCAUGUGUGCAGGGGAGAAAACAGGGCUGGGCAGGGAGGUCUGUGGGUAAAGAGGACCAGGACAUUGAGUCACUGACCCUUGAAUUAAAAGUGAAGCUUCUGAGGGGCAGCUAGGUGACACAGUGGAAAGAGCACCAGCCCUGGAGUCAGGAGGACCUGAGUUCAAAUCCAGCCUCAGACACUUAACACUUACUAGCUGUGUGACCCUGGGCAAGUCACUUAACCCCAACUGCCUCACUAAAAAAAAAAAAAACAAAAAAACAAGUGAAGCUUCUUCUAGUCCCUCUCCUGGGAAAGUCGUCAUUAGCUUAGUGUAGAUCAUAUGCACUCACCUUGGAAUUGGAGUGACUGGGAAGAGGAGGUUGGCAUGGCCUAGAGGAUCAUCAAACCAACCAUUAGGAAUAGAUUUUUUACUUUAAACAGCUACUCCACAGCUUUUUAUCUUUUGUGGUAAAGUUCAAGUUUAUUGGGGGUUUUCUGCCAACCAAGCACACGGUUAAGGCAAAGAGAUGGGUUUUCAACUUCCUUAACUUUAUCAGACGUGCAUUUCCACAGGUACUGUGUGUAGAGAUUAAGCAAGUGAUGUGGCGUUGAUUGAAGAAGAGUGAGAUAGAUAUUCCCUGUGACAGGAGGUCUCGAAGGAGAGGCUGAACGAGAGCACAGAUGAUCAGGUGUAGGGUUGUAGAGGGGAUUUUUGUCCAGUUGGCACUAGAUGCCCUCUAGUCCUGAGAUCUGUUCAGUUGGAAGGUCAACCACCAAACCAUAGAAUUGGCUUUUCACUUCUAACUUACUAUGUAUAGAGAAGGCCUGGGAGAGACACAUUCCUUCCCCCGACAAACCAGACUCAAGGGCAGGGGUAUGAACAGAGGGAAGAGAUAGACUGAUCAGAGGCAAACUGUGCUCUUGCUGUCUCUUCCACUUUGGGGCUCAAAUGACAGUUACCCAAUUUACUGAACUUUUCUUCAACCAUAAAAAUUCUUAUGCAUGUCUUCCAGGUACUGUAAUUGUCCCCAAGAGACACUUUCCCCCUGAUUAGUAAUUCACACUAAUAAAAACUCUGCCAGGGAGGAAAAACUGUGUAAUAGCUUGUAAAAUCUGUCAGUCCACCCUUUUACAAGAAAUCCUGAGAGAGAUUCCCACUUACUCUGAAUUUGGACCUAGCACACAUUAACACUAGUGAAACCUAUUUCCUUGAACUAAUUCUGUCUUUGGAAACUCCUUGGGUCUGCGGUUAUUUCCAGUUCUUAUGUGUUCGGACUCCAGCUUAGUUUGUUAAUAUGUAUAAUUUAGCAUUGAUUGCACUCAUAUGUAAAUACGGAGUAAGUAUUGUAAACUAUUUCAUUUCUGGGGAUCGUGGGUGUUAUACAUACACAAGUUAGGACUGCAACUUUUGGGUAUUUUUUGUAUUGUAAGAUAACAGCUAACUUAAGCCGGAACAAGAAAAUUCUGGGAGGUCUGUGCAUUUUAAACACAAAUGUGAAGUACAUGUAUAUAAACAAAAAGUAAAUACUGUAAUACAAAAUUUCCUUCGGAAAUAAAAGUAGAAGAUCUGGUUAAA